Messenger RNA from Effrenium voratum, 1418 nucleotides. The record is from the annotation of a GenBank genome assembly. NCBI's taxonomy places the organism in Eukaryota, Dinophyceae, Suessiales, Symbiodiniaceae.
GCCCGUCUCGGCUUUCCAAGUCACAUGGCUUCCAUGCAGAAUGCCGGAGAUCGCGCGGAGGUCGUGUCCAAUUUGCGGAGCCAGGACGACGACUUUUCCUUUGGUGGCAAGCUCGAGUUCAGCCCAAAGUCAGGAGUGGCGAAAUCAUCUCGAGCUGCUUCAUCGAACGCAGGGCCAUCAGUGCUGGGCAAGUUCUCAGCGGAAGGGCGCGACGCUACGGAUUUGGAGAUGCAGCCUUUGACCGGAGUGGCCGACGAAGUUCCGCAGGUGGAGCGACCAAAGAAGCGGCUUUACAACGUCUGGCCCUCCCGAAACAAGUUCUUUUGUCGAGGCACAAUGAUGACAGGUGGCGAAACGGAGAUGGGAAUCACUCCGAAUUGCUCAGUUCCGAAUCUUUGCGUCUGGACUUGCAUUUUGGCGCCCUGCUCCUUGUACUUCAUUUGGGUGUUCCCGCACCUCUGGAGGGAAGGAUGCUACGCCCUGCCGCUGGCCACCCUGGCGGUCUUUCUGAUGGCCACGGGGUUCCUCCUGGCCACCUGCUGCUCGGAUCCGGGCAUCAUCCCGCGCCGCGAGGUGGUGCUUGCCACCAAGAGCGCCAAGAAGCUGGAGGAGCGGUUGGGCUAUGAUCUGCUCUGCUCCGACACGGUCCCUCUGGAUGGCAGGGGUGGCGGACGCAACUUGCCAGUUGAGCUGACAAGCCGUGGCUACAGAUGGUGUCGGACCUGCAGAAUAAUCAGGCCUCCUCGUGCGUCGCAUUGCCCGGACUGCGACAACUGCGUCAUGCGGUAUGAUCAUCACUGCCCGUUCGUCAACAAUUGUGUUGGACAGCGGAACUACCACUUCUUCUUCGGAUUUGUCACCUCUGUCUUGUGCCUGGCAAUGAUGGUGCUGCCGGUGCUGUUCUGGUUUCUCAACAGCGAGAACUUUGAGUUGGCCGUGGACGGCAUGAUCCAUGUGAGCAGCGGCGCCUUGCAGCCCGUGUUUUACGGUCUGAUUGCGUUGGGUGCUCUGAUCGGCAUCGCCACGCUGCUGUCUAGCGUCCUUUGGGUGUACCACGUAUUCCUCAUUGCCACGAAGAGGACCACCAAAGAGUUCAGGAAGAACCUCUCAAACAUUGCGGAGGAGCCGACGCUCUGUGCUUCCCGGGGUCCUCGCCUCUUUGAUCCUUGGGCCCUCGUGGAUCCGCGCGACCUCAUUCGGGUGGAUGAAGCGCCCCCGCCGAUUCCGAACAACUUCUGCUCGGACACCUGUGGCAAUUGCUUCGGUGAAGACUGAUCGAUAUGGCCGAUGUGUCGGAAAGAACAGUACGGAAAGGAAGUGGGAGCUGAAAGAGGGUUCUUGUUGAUGAGUGAGUGAAAACGUCGAACAGCCGGAACCCUUACACGUGUGUUUGCCUGAGAUGGCCUUGUGACUGUCGA